Messenger RNA from Oryza sativa Japonica Group (Japanese rice), 2165 nucleotides. Its product is annotated as squalene monooxygenase SE1. The record is from RefSeq and is a predicted model, not a curated record. NCBI's taxonomy places the organism in Eukaryota, Viridiplantae, Streptophyta, Magnoliopsida, Poales, Poaceae. Gene Ontology annotation, cellular component: membrane; endoplasmic reticulum. Gene Ontology annotation, biological process: sterol biosynthetic process. Gene Ontology annotation, molecular function: squalene monooxygenase activity; flavin adenine dinucleotide binding.
GGGAAAAAUCCAGCGAUGCGGAGGAGGAGCCGAGCCGAGCCAGCUAUGAAAACCGGAGGGAGGAGUCCUCCUCUUCUUCCUCCUUCCCCUCCGCUCCCGAUAAAUCGGAACAAUCUCGAAGCAUCCGCCCGUCUCCGCCUGCUCCUCCCACCACCACCACCGCUGCUUCCCUUCUCCCCUCUCGCCCGCCGCCGCCUCGCCGCGACGCGCAUCGGCGCCGCCCCACGACCGCAGCAGAGAAGCCCACCACCACGCGCGGAGCGGCCGAGGAGGCCUCACCACUAUUGGUGCGGGAUGGCGGAGGUCGCCGCCGGCACCGGGCAGCUCAUUGGCGUCGCCGUGGCCACGCUCCUCGCGGCGAUCUUCCUCGCCGCCGCGCUUCUUGGCAGCCGCCGGCGCCGGCGGCGGGCGCCGUUGGCAGGGAAGCCUGCGGCCGUGGGUGGCUGCGGGGUGGCCGACGGCGAAGGGUGCGGCGGGGAUGGCCGGACCGACGUCAUCGUCGUCGGAGCCGGGGUCGCCGGAUCUGCGCUGGCAUACACGCUCGGAAAGGAUGGCCGUCGUGUGCAUGUUAUAGAGAGAGACCUAACAGAGCCUGAUAGAAUUGUCGGUGAACUGUUACAACCUGGUGGCUACCUGAAAUUGAUCGAGUUGGGUCUCGAGGAUUGUGUUCAAGAAAUAGAUGCUCAGCGUGUCCUUGGUUACGCGUUAUUCAAAGAUGGGAAAGACACAAAACUCUCCUAUCCCUUGGAGAAGUUCCACUCAGAUGUUGCUGGUAGGAGCUUUCACAAUGGACGGUUUAUACAGAGGAUGCGCCAGAAAGCUGCAUCUUUGCCUAAUGUUCAAUUGGAGCAAGGAACUGUUACAUCAUUGGUUGAAGAAGAUGGUACAGUUAAGGGUGUUAAAUACAAGACCAAGUCAGGUGAAGAAUUAAAAGCAUAUGCACCUCUGACAAUUGUAUGCGAUGGCUGUUUCUCAAACCUUCGCCGCGCCCUUUGCUCUCCAAAGGUUGAUGUACCAUCUUGUUUUGUUGGGCUGGUCCUGGAGAAUUGUCAACUUCCUCAUGCAAACCAUGGCCAUGUUGUCCUGGCCAAUCCUUCACCUAUCCUAUUUUACCCAAUAAGCAGCACUGAAGUUCGCUGUUUGGUUGAUGUCCCUGGUCAGAAGGUGCCUUCCAUAGCAAACGGUGAAAUGGCAAAAUAUCUCAAAACAGUGGUUGCACCUCAGAUUCCUCCAGAAAUCUAUGAUUCAUUCAUAGCAGCCAUUGAUAAGGGAAGCAUAAGAACAAUGCCAAACAGGAGCAUGCCGGCUGCUCCACAUCCAACCCCUGGUGCACUUUUGAUGGGUGAUGCAUUCAACAUGCGGCAUCCUUUGACUGGUGGCGGAAUGACUGUUGCAUUAUCUGACAUUGUUGUGCUACGUAAUCUUCUCAAGCCUCUCCGCAAUCUGCAUGAUGCAUCUGCUCUUUGCAAAUACCUUGAAUCAUUCUAUACACUGCGGAAGCCGGUUGCUUCUACCAUAAACACAUUAGCUGGUGCUCUAUACAAGGUUUUCAGUGCCUCACCUGAUCAGGCUAGGAAUGAGAUGCGCCAAGCCUGCUUUGAUUACUUGAGCCUUGGAGGUGUCUUUUCAAAUGGGCCUAUUGCUCUUCUGUCUGGUCUGAAUCCUCGACCAUUGAGUUUAGUGGCACAUUUCUUUGCUGUCGCUAUCUAUGGUGUCGGUCGCCUAAUGCUUCCCCUCCCUUCACCUAAACGCAUGUGGAUCGGCGUAAGACUGAUUUCCAGUGCAUGUGGUAUAAUUUUCCCCAUCAUCAAAGCUGAAGGUGUGAGGCAUAUGUUCUUCCCCGCCACUGUCCCUGCCUAUUAUCGUGCUCCUCGUCCAAUGGAGUAAGGGGGGAAAAUGAAAGGAGAAGCGAAGAGAAAAUCCCUGCCACUGUCCUGAUCGGCGGAUGUUUUUCGUGGAUGGCAAUUUUCCUGUGUAAUUGGUAGUAGUCGUCAGGCCGUGAGGUUGUGUGUGCUGUUGUUCUAAUGGAACGAGGGGACCUGUAUACACCGUCACAUUCCCUGUACACUUGCCACUUUCGUUGUUCCGUCAGGGAUGCAUGUCGACUGCUAAUCCUUAAGCUGUAUAUCCCCCAUGAAUUCAUCAUGAUUGCGUCUUUGCUCUAA